This is a messenger RNA of Poecilia reticulata (guppy), 3013 nucleotides long. Lineage: Eukaryota; Metazoa; Chordata; Actinopteri; Cyprinodontiformes; Poeciliidae. The record is from RefSeq and is a predicted model, not a curated record.
UGCUGAAAGCCCGGGCGGAGGCGGUUGACCAGAACCGAGCUUUUAUUCGGGGACAGAACCGAACUUUCCUUUGGAUCAACCUCAGAACUUUAAACGGCGCUGAAGUUAGCUUCCGGUUCGGUGGUUCACUGGUUUAAUGAAUCGGGUCUAUUUUGGAUUAUCUAGAGUUUAAAACCGAACCGAAUCUGAACCGAACUUUUCUACCGGUCCUUCAGAUUCAUGAAAACAUGUUUAUGGUUUUAAACGGUUUCAUUUUUCUGGACAGACAUUAAAUGAGCAUAAACGGAGCUGAGUUUGAAAACAAACCGGUCGAACUGGACCGGUCGAACUGGACCGGUCGGUCCCGUCCCAGUUCAACUUGGUGUUGAUCUGCAUUGAUUCUGCUGCAGUUUAUGAAUGAAGAACAACUGGUUGGUUCUGAAAGACAAAAACCAGAACCAACCGGUUUGUUUGGUGCCAUUACGUCCGGGUUGGACCUGCAGUGGGUCCAGAGCAGCAGUUCUGGUUCUGAUCCAAUCUGGACCUCUGAUGAUGACACAAAAAUACCCAGAAUUUUACUGCUAUCAUGUAAUCCAGGUUCUGCCCGACCCGGUCCAAACCCUCAGAUGGUCAGAACCGUCUUCAGGUUCUGCCUGACCCGGUCCAAACCCUCAGAUGGUCGGAACCGUCUCCAGGUUCUGCCUGACCCGGUCCAAACCCUCAGAUGGUCGGAACCGUCUUCAGGUUCUGCCUGACCCGGUCCAAACCCUCAGAUGGUCAGAACCGUCUCCAGGUUCUGCCUGACCCGGUCCAAACCCUUGGCAGAAACAUAAAGUAAUGAGUAAUAAACAACAGACGUCAUAGUAAAGAAAAAGUUUUUAUUCUUAAAAUCUUAUUUUAAAACUUUCUUAAAAACAGGGAAUGGCCCUUUACCUCUGAAUCACAACCUGACUUCAGCGUUCGGGGCGCUGAAGUUGGCUUCAGAUCCGGAAAUUCAAUUAAGCCUUUUUUCUCCCCAAACACAAAAAAAGUGACUUUAAUAACUUUACACGUUUGGUUGUAUUUAAACUUCUGGUUUGAUUAUUUCUGGAUUCUUUUUCUGGCUGCUGAUGACAGCUGACGGAGAGACAGGAAAUGACAUCAUCACUGAUCAUAGUUUGCAUCAUUUUCACAAGUAAAAACCUUAAAAAUAAAAAUGUUUUAAAUAGCUAUUUAUUAUGGUGGUGGCAGCAUCAUACUGUGGGAAGAUGGGCAGAGGUAAUUAAGACACUCAGCUGAGACGGAGGUCAAAGUUCAUCUUACAGCAGCCAGAAAUAUGGUUCAGUUCAGAGCUGAUUCAUGGGUUGGAACGGCCUAGUCAAAGUCCAGACCUGAAUGCAUUGGAAUCUGUGGGAAGACUGACAGGAGGCUAUAACAACACUCCACACUUUUCAGAUUCAGCACUGGUUAGUGAUGAAUAUUAAAGCCACGAUCCUCCUCUUCCUCACGAUGAAGGUCGACUCGCUGGGCUCCGAGGUCUGGCUUCCUGUGCGAGGUCACGACCCCGCUCGGUUCCAGUUCUGGUUCUGAUGUUCUUCUCGUCCCUCAGAGAUGCGCGGUGUGGACCUGGUCCAGGCGUACGACCGGGUUCUGGAGCAGCAGAUCCUGGGUCGGGGGUCGUGCCGGGCCUGUCAGGACGAGGCGUUGAGGUCAGAGGUCGAGGGCCUCCUGGCGACCUCCGACCCCCGGGAGCUGCACGGCCUGGGCCUGGAGCCGCUGCGGCUGAUGGAAGAGGUUCUGGAGGCCCGGCCCGGUUCGGGUCUGCGCGGCCUGGCCCGGACCUUCGAGGUUCUGGAGCAGGCGGCGCUGAACCUGUACCUGGGCCCCUGGAGGGAGGAGUACCGGGUGAUCAAGAUGUACUCCGGUACCUUCACCCACUGCGUCGCUCCGGUACUUUCGGCGCCGCAGACAGAGGAGGUGUUCGGCCUGCUGGGGUACCGGCCCGGCCCGGCCCAGACCCGGUUGCUGCGCCUGCAGCCCUCCGGCGGCCCGGUGGCGCCGCGGGAGCUGCUGCGUCUGGCCUGCGCCUUCUUCCUGGCCCGCUGCGAGUGUCGCCUCCUGCUGGCCGCCCUGGGGAAGCGUGGCGGCGCCCGCCGGGAGCUCGGCGUGGUGCGGGAGCGGCGACGAGGCCAGCGGCUGCAGGUUGCCGUCGACAACGCUGAGCGGCUGCUGUCCGUCCCGCAGGACGCAGAGGGACAGCUGGACCUGUACCGGGAGGACAGCACGGCGCCCCCUGGUGGCCAGCGGCGCAGUAACGGGCCGGUGGCGGCGCCCCGCAGCAGGCUUGGUCCGGUCGUCUCGCCGCCGCUGGAGGCGGACAGAGGGCGACCCCAUGACCUCUGCGGCUGUCUCAGUGCGCCUCCGCUCGGUCUGCAGCGCUGCCUGGACUGCGGUGUCCUCCAUGACGUCACUUGCGUCCGCUUGACCGACUGCAGACUGCAGCGCCACCAGGUGGAGCCGGCGAGCGGCGUCCCAGAGACGGGGCCGGAGACAGGGGAGGAGCGUCCCCGAGACGCCGUCCCCGAGGACACGGCCGCCCUUCAGCCAAUCAGCUACCACUGCGAAGCGGCCAGCGCCAACCCCCACCUACUGUGCCUCACCUGCAGAGCCGUUCACGGCAGCGCCUGCGUGGAGGGCAGGCUGUGCCGCUCGGCCCACCGGACCCGCCGCCUGGGGACGUGUUCCUGCGGGAAGUCCUGCUGCGGGACGCCGCGCGUCCUGUGCCUCUACUGCGGCGACGAGUUCUGCAGGGACUGCUGGUACAAGAACCCGCUGACCUGCGUCUGUGGACGCAGCUUCCACCUGUCCACCGACCUGUCCAGCUCCGUCUGAGGACCUCCGGCUCAAUGAGCCGAACCUCGGUGCCUGAGAGAGCAACACGUUGCUGUGACUCUUACCUGCAGGUUGCCAGGUCUCCGUUGUGGAUCCUGUUCUGUCGUCCCUGCAGUAAAAUGUUCGUCUGUCUGGUUUUAUCAUAAAGACCUUUUUAUCCUUC